AUGGAGCUAGGGAUGAUCGUGGACGGAUCUUCAGAAUGCAGCGAGAGACGUCGCAUUUAUAGGCCAUUUUUUGGGGUUGGGGUGGAUGGAUCCAACUCCAACCCGUGGAGGCUAUGCAGCGUCCAAAAAGUGGAAGAAACCAAAUGCCUAUUCAAAAUCAUCCCGAUUUGGGCUUCCGGGAUUAUCUGUUUUACCGCCAUUGUACAACAGAGCACAUUCAUCUUGUCUCAAGCCUUGACAAUAGACCGCCACCUCGAUCCCAACUUUCAGAUCCCGAGCGGGUCGCUCGGGGUCAUCUCGAUGAUCACGGUGGCGCUAUGGAUCCCCGUGUACGACCAGGUGGUGGUGCCGUCCGUGAGGAAGGUCACCAAGGUGGAAGGUGGCAUCACCUUGCUCCAGAGGAUGGGGAUCGGGCUCGUGUUCUCCAUCCUCUCGAUGGUAGUGUCCGACGUGGUCGAGCGGAUGAGAAGGGCCUCUGCCCUAGCUCACGCUGGACCAGGCGGUACCACUACCCUAACGGUCUUCUGGCUGGCCCCGCAGCUGAUGCUGAUGGGGUUCGCCGAGGCAUUCAAUAUCAUUGGACAGAUUGAGUUUUAUAAUAAAGAAUUCCCGGAAAAUAUGACUAGUUUGGCAAACUCGUUGUUCUCGUGCACAAUGGCGGGGGCGAGCUAUAUAAGUGCGGCGUUGGUGAACAUCGUGCACCACACAACUGCCACGCGCGCCCAUCCCGAUUGGUUGACCAAAGAUAUUAACCAGGGAAGGCUCGAGAACUUGUAUUUCUUGAUCGCCGGCUUGGGCGUCUUGAAUUUCGAAUACUUUAUUUGGGCGGCGCGUGGAUAUCAGUACAAGACCAAGAUCAGAAUUGAUGAUGAGCAUGUUGAGCUUGUUGACAAAGAAAAUCAAAAAUCACUAGUAUGAUUGAUUGAUUUUUCAAUCUUUUUAGUAUUAUGUGACAUGCUGCAUUGCAACUAGUAGUAGUAGUAGUACAACCCUCGACGCAAGUUGUUGCUGCAGUAGCCUAAUAUAUGUGUUAGUUUUGGCAUUUUCUAA
Messenger RNA from Salvia miltiorrhiza (redroot sage), 1050 nucleotides. Its product is annotated as protein NRT1/ PTR FAMILY 2.13-like. The transcript is spliced from 2 exons. Gene Ontology annotation, molecular function: transmembrane transporter activity. Gene Ontology annotation, biological process: transmembrane transport. Gene Ontology annotation, cellular component: plasma membrane. Lineage: Eukaryota; Viridiplantae; Streptophyta; Magnoliopsida; Lamiales; Lamiaceae. The record is from RefSeq and is a predicted model, not a curated record. The coding region runs from base 1 to 918 and encodes 305 amino acids.